Messenger RNA from Penicillium daleae, 255 nucleotides. RefSeq lists its product as uncharacterized. The coding region runs from base 1 to 255 and encodes 84 amino acids. NCBI's taxonomy places the organism in Eukaryota, Fungi, Ascomycota, Eurotiomycetes, Eurotiales, Aspergillaceae. The record is from RefSeq and is a predicted model, not a curated record. The transcript has 2 exons.
AUGGCCUCAAGCCUAAUAAGUUGCCUCAACCCAACACUCCAGGAAGAUCAUUACGACUACUCCCUCUGGCACAACGGCUCCACCCUCACUCUCACCCACAUCUGCGACCACCCUGACUACCAAGCCGAUAGCAAGCCCAAGAAGGACGAUAACAAGGAACUCACAAGCCGCUUCGCCGAGGCCCAAGCUACAGCUAAGGUCGCAGCGGACAGCACACUUCUACGUUUCAUGCUCAUCCUACUCGUGCGGUAUUAA